CAAACCAACGCUCGACACUGAAGACAACCUCAAGCGUUGCCGGGAGAGUUGCACACCCGAGUAUCGCGUAAACACACCUGGAACAGGUGGGAAAGCGGCGGAAUAUGGAGGCCGUGAAGAGGUGGAGGUCGGACUGGAGGUAUCCCACCGCUCUGCUGUGCAUCUACGGAUUCUUCAGCACCGUGAAGCCCCUGGAACCCUUCCUCACCGCCUACCUGACGGGGCCGGACAAGAACCUGACAUCAGAGCAGGUGAACAAUCAGAUCUUCCCGGUGUGGACGUACUGCUACCUGACCGUGCUGGUGCCGGUGUUCCUGCUGACCGACUGGUUGAGGUACAAGCCGGUGGUGGUGCUCCAGUGCGUCGCGCUCUUCAUCACCACGGCGAUGCUGCGGUGGACAAGUAGUGUCCCGGCCCUGCAGGCCACGCAGUUCUUCUACGGGGUGGUGACCGCCAGUGAGGUGGCCUACUUCUCCUACAUCUACAGUGUGGUGGAUCCGAAGAGAUACCGGAAGGUCACCUCCUACUGCCGCAGCAUCCAGCUCCUGGGGUACACGGUGGGCUCCGUUCUGGGUCAGCUGCUCGUCAGCUUCCACCUGAUGUCCUACGACAGCAUCAUGGUGAUGACUCUGGUUUUCACUGCCAUCGCUCUCCUUUUUUCCUGCCUCCUGCCAAUGCCAAAGCGGAGCAUGUUCUUCCACCGCAGACACAGCGGCCAGAAGAACCAAAAAACAGAGGGAGAGAAGACCAGUGGAGAUGGGACAAUGAAUGCAGUGGAACAUGCAAGCAUGAAAAAGAUAUCACUGGACGAGAUGAACGGUGAAAAGGUGGAUGAGUGCGGAAAAACUGUGGAAAAUACCGUCAACGAGCAGGAGGAAAAAGGGACGGAGGAUGAGGACUUUGAGGAGUUGGUUGGUCAGGAGAGCUGCCGCCAAGUCAUCCUUCAGCUGUGGUGGGACAUCCGCCAGUGCUAUUCCUCCAGACAGCUGCUCUACUGGUCAUUGUGGUGGGCACUGGCCACCUGUUGCUAUAACCAGACUGUUAACUAUGUACAGAUGCUGUGGGAGCAUGUGCAGCCUUCUCAGAACAGCAGCAUCUACAACGGAGGUGUGGAGGCAGUGUCCAACCUGUUGGGUGCAGCUACAGCCUACGGUAUAGGCUUCACCGAGGUGCGAUGGGAGACGUGGGGAGAGCUGGCCCUGGGUGGAUUCUCUGGACUCGGGGCAGGUGCACUUUUCCUCAUGACCUUCAUCAGCAACAUAUGGGUCUGCUACGCCGGUUACAUCAUUUUCAAGUGCCUGUACAUUCUGCUGAUAACAAUCGCAAUGUUCCAGAUUGCAGCCGGCCUGUCGAUGGAAAGAUACGCGCUGGUCUUUGGAACAAACAACUUCGGAGCACUGGCUCUGCAGACGGUUCUCACUUCUGUUGUGGUCGACAGUGGAGGACUGGGCCUGGCCAUCAUCCCCCAGUUCACCAUAUACGCCAGCUACUUCGCAGUUAUUGCUGUGGUUUUUUCACUUCGGGGGCUCACUACCAUCUGGAGGGCGCAUAGACACAAAAGGGAGACGAUUCCUCCCGACAAAGAUGAACCUCCAUCCUUUGACGAACACAGAUUCUGACCACAAGGAAUCUGACGUGGCUUCAAAUUACUGACUGCAACACCGUGGAUAUAGAUCUUUUUCUUUAUACAAAACAAAUGUACAAGAUUUCCAUCCAUCAGUGUAAAUGAACAGUUUGGUCAUUUCUUCUUACUUAAAAUUCAUUUUAAUAUAUAUACUGUAUAUAUUUACAUAUUAACUUAAAAUGAUCUCACACCCAAUGCAAGUGGUUUUCAGUUCAUAAUCCAUUAUUGUUACCCAAAUAUGGAUGUGGUUCACUGUAGUUGAGGAGCAUUGUGAGUCCCCGACCCAUCCCUGAAGCAACAUUCGCUCCUUUUCCCCUCCCAUCUCUACACAACAUAAUGUGCAUUCUUUUCUUUCUUUUUUUUUUUUUUAGAGGAUCCAUUAGAGGAUUGCGCACAAAUAAACAGGUUCUUUACAAAUACGGUAAAUGGCAGUACCCAUUAGCUUUUCCAAGCAACAGCUCUGUCUUAACAAAUAUUGUGUUAGAUACAAAUACUGAUAUGCACAAAGAGCUAAUUUCCUAAAAGAAAAAAUAAUCUGUACAGAAUUGCAGCAUAAUGAAUGGGAUAUACUGAAUGCAAUAACUUAAGUUUUCAGCCAGUUUGAUUAUACAUUGUGGCUCAGUAGAGGCCAGGCCAGUUCACAGGUUAAAUAGAGAAGAGGGGAUCAACCUCUCCCUCUGCACACACCAUCACUUUGUUUUGUAGCCAUAGACAGCGUCGGCAUGACCGCCCGUCGUAUUCUUCCUUUAGUGACAAACUGCGAUAGAAAAUACAAAUCCUUACAAACAUUGUGUUUUUAAAGCUACUUGUGAAACAAAACAGUGCAAUAGGUGCAAGCGCGCCAGUUGUUGACCCUGAAGUGCAGCUGAUUGGAUGGAUCGCUAUAAGAAGGGAUUCGUGGAAGAGCCCCCUCCUGGAUACUGUGCAGACGGACCUGCACCCUGGGAGGAAGAAGGAACACACAAACAAAGAGUCAGACAAGUAGUGUUGAGGAUGGUCAGAAUAAAUCCAGUGUCCAUUAAUAAAUCUGACCGUGUCUAGCUUUAACCCAACCAUCGGAGGCUUUUUUUAUUAGAACUGACAACAGUGGGAAUAAAUUGACGGCCUUAUCUCUAUCAAACAUUAAUCUGAUUAUAAUUUUACAGGAAGUCCUGUCAUGUUGCCCUCUUACUAACCAGGAAAGGGUUACUUGAGACCAUCGGUCCAGCCACUGCCUGCCCGAAAGGAGUCACAACGGACUUGGCCGGGCCAUAGACUGGAUAUCCUCCACCUGAAGGACAUGCACAAAAAACCAAACAAUUACACCAACAAGCAACCAAGUAAGACUUCAUUACUCAUGUUUAUGUGAGCAAACCUAAAAUCACACCAGGAAAGAACAGCCUAAAUCCAAAUGUAAGGUUUAAUUCCAGUGUACUUAUUAAUGCUGGCAGGUCUAAAGUACAUGUUCUACACUGAGACAUACACACCGUUGGGUUGCUGGGGAUAUGCAGGAGGCUGAGUGUAGGGAGCCUGCCCGGGGAAGGGUUGCUGGAAGGUUCCACUGAAGCUGGUGGGAAGGUUGUAGCCAGCGGCAUUCCCAAAUCCAGCUGGCAUACUCAUGGAGCCUGUGGCAAAUGAGGCUGCUACACAGCAAGACAGCAAAAAAGAUUAAAGACGCUUCUAUACCACUCAACGCCAACUACAGAAUUACAACAUAUACUGGUUUAGAAGUUUGCCUCUAUUACAUCUUCAUCUCAUUUUCAAAAUUAUGACAUUCUUUUUACAACAGAAACAUAUCAGCAGAAAAACAAACAAAAUAUUGAAUACUAGAGGGUUAUUAAUAUCAGCAGUAUAUUAGAAAAAGCAUUAUACAGUAAUAUUGUUGUACACUUAAAUAAGUGAGGGGAUGAACUGGGGAUUACAGAGCAGUCAACAAUAAAGCAAAAACGUUUUAUUCUGCGAGAGCAAAUUAGGAAUUAGAAAUAUACCACUUAAGCCAGGCAGUACAUUUGAUCACUGUUGCUUUAGCAUGUGAAUUAUUGCAUGUGUGACUCUGUAAUCCAAAGUAUGAUUCCUUCAGAAUCUCAGUGUAUGUUUUUGUUUUUAAAAACAUCCAAAUUUAGAUAAGUUUGUCAACAGACAAGCUUUAGGAAAAAAAGAGGGAUUGUGCUCUUCAUGUUAAGUCAGGAAGAUUAUUUUUGAAGUGUAACUGGGUUUAUUCAUUAAAUGAUGCAUUUUUUCCAACAUUUAACUUAACGAAUAACAUUUUAAUGUACAUUAAGAGGGGUAGCGUUAGUUAUGAUAAUUCAAUGUCUCAAAAAAAGAGACCAGACUUCUUGCCAACUGAUAUGAGGAAAAUGUUGAGGAAGCCUCUGUCACUAAGAUGUGGAGUAAGAUGACCCUUUUCUCUUGGACUACAGCUCUUACGGACUACUCUCCUUCUAUUUUUAAAUCUUUCAAGGGGACUUUUUAUUUCUCCAGACCUACAAGAUGCUCCGAUGUUUUACUUAUCCUGUGCGAUGCAUUCAUUCUUCUAUGGUGAAAUGUUGACUUGAGGACCAGAGUCAUCACCAAGAUGCUGUCGUAGGACAUCAGGUGGAAGCUUGACUUGUCACAAACCCAUAUUUUCUGUAUCACGGCACUACGUUUACCUCAACCCAACAUUUUCCUGAUACAUUUGCAACAGGAAAAAGGAGGCAUUGCCAGAGCAAGGUGAAGGAGAGCAAAGGGGGAAACGGGGAGCUUGAGGGAACCUACCAAACGUGGGAGGGAAACCCUGCCCAUGUAGAACCCUCAUCAAGCCUGUCCAGCAUGGUGAGAGCAAUCAGACAGACAAAUUGAAACUCAAAUUCUACACAUUACUUUUAUCCCCCUUGCACACAUCAGUAAGUAACACCUUACGCUUGUCCGAACUGUUCUGCACAAUUCAUAUUUUGUUGAACAUUACAAUUUUAUUUUUCUACUUUAGCACUGUGGUCUCACGAAUCUUAAUUGUUAUGGCAGCCUGGGCGAUGAAAUCAAACAAAAAUGACACUUUACUCAUAAUGUAUACCUGCAUUUACUUUAAAAAUAAAAUGAUUUUAACCUGCA
Molecule: messenger RNA, 4693 nt
Organism: Scophthalmus maximus (turbot)
Lineage: Eukaryota; Metazoa; Chordata; Actinopteri; Pleuronectiformes; Scophthalmidae
Product: thiamine transporter 2-like
Exons: 7
Coding region: 105-1619 (504 amino acids)
Biological process (GO): transmembrane transport; vitamin transport
Cellular component (GO): plasma membrane
Molecular function (GO): vitamin transmembrane transporter activity
Source: RefSeq, a predicted model, not a curated record